Molecule: messenger RNA, 1740 nt
Organism: Penicillium salamii
Lineage: Eukaryota; Fungi; Ascomycota; Eurotiomycetes; Eurotiales; Aspergillaceae
Source: the annotation of a GenBank genome assembly
AUGGCUUCCCGUUAUACCAGUCUAAAAAAGGACACCACGACGCGAAAUCGGAGCUGGAGAUCCCUUUGCCUGGACACAUGGUUUCCCGAGAUAUUUGCCACGGUAUUUAGCAUCGCAUGCUUCAUUGCAAUAUGCAGCAUUCUCUAUUCCUUCAACCAAAAGAGCCGACCCGAACUUCAACAUGGUUUAUCGUUGAACGCCAUUAUCUCUAUGUUGGCAACGGGCUGCAAAUCAUCAUUGAUCUUUGUCAUAGGAGAGACUAUGGGUCAGCUGAAAUGGUCUUGGUUCUACGAAAACCCCCACAAACUUCUCGAUAUACAAACACUUGAUAGUGCCAGCCGAGGACCCCUUGGUUCAAUUGCGACCUUUUUUUCAGAAAACGAGACGAUCACUCGCUUCUUUCGUUAUCCCACUCGGUUGGUUGCUAUGCCUAAUGGUAAUCCAACAGCGAAGAGGUUAGAAUUCUUUGCUCCCGAUAUGGAAUAUGACUUUGUCUACACCUCGGGGUUAUGGUCUGAUGAUACCAUGCUGAGCCCUAGUUGCCCGUCAGGGAAUUGCACCUGGUCAAAGUUCCGUUCCAGUGGAAUGUGUAGCCAGUGUUCUGAUAUCACGAACUCUAUGAACCUCGAAUGUGAAAACACAGGGAAUAUUUCCCAUCCCAUUCAAGAAAUCAAUGAAACAAGUCAAUUGAUUAAUGUGACAUGUCACCUUACCCCUCCACAAGGAAAUCCGACCCAAUUCACCCAAACAUUCUAUUUUUCAUCAUUAUCCGAGUCGUCAUAUAAAACGAGCGGAGUUUCUUGCAACAUAUUUUCGGCCUGGGACCCUAAUGACAUGUCCUCGAGAUUGGGUUAUACCGGGAGCCGACCGUUUACAUGGCCAGGCAAUCCGCUGGUGGUCGUUGCAUAUGUUGAAACAGGUUAUAAUGAGGAUUAUCUCCACUCGGAUUUCAUUAGUGGAAUUAAAGUUGAAAAGGCAACGGAGUGUAGCCUUGAGCUUUGUCUUCUCGAAAAUGAAAUAUCUGUUGAAAAUGGCACCCCAGAUAUGAUUACCUCAGUCCUCGAUUACGGCGAAUUAUUUUGGAGAAGCCGUCCUACUCCCUCGGCCCCGUGGGAAAAAACGCUCUGUUGGAAACCGACAUCUGGCCCGUCGGAUACUAUAAUAUUUGAAAAUUCGGAUCCUACCGAGAUGGAUGUUGAGUUAAGUCCAGUUGAGUUUGCCUUUUGUGGUAUUUCCUAUAAGGUAUCAAUACCCGAGAACGUAUUUGAGGGAUCUGUGUCUAAGGACUAUAUUCGGCGGUCCGACGGCUCUCUCGAAUCUGGACCUCCUUUUGGCGAUCCUAAUACCCUUCGUAUUGGCUCAGUCGGUCUUGACCUUAUCAUGUCUAACGUUACCAAACAUAUGAACAAGGAAGCAUUGCGGAUCAAUGGCUCGGAUGUGCACGGCAUCACAUUUGCCAUCGAGGUGUUCGUGGAGGCUCAGUGGCUCUGGUUGAUCCUUCCGAUCAUACUAGUGGUCUCGGGGACCAUUUUUAUUACGCUAGUGAUUCUUGAAAACAGAAAGAGUGGCAGGAGUUUAUGGAAAUCGUCUGUACUGGCAUUUUUCUAUCACGGACUACACAAAGUUGACAAUGAUUGUAUGCCCGCUAGUUUUAUGGAAAGAAAAGCUGAAGAAUUGGUGGUUCAGCUUCAGGCAUCUGGCGAUCAUGGGGACCUGAUGCUACAAGAAGAGAAGAGCUAG